AUGCCAGAUCAAAAUUUUUGGUCCUCGUUCACCCUCACCUGAACGGAACAAAAAAAAAAAGAAGAUACGAUAAAAUGUUUUAGUUUCAUUGUUGUGAAGAAAAAAGAAGACACAUAUUUUAUCAUGAGUGAAUCACCACUUUCGGAUACAUUAGAUGAUUUAUUAUACAAUGACGAUGAUAAUACAAAUUCUGAUGAUAAUAAUCAAUCAAAUGAAUAUACAAUACCUAGAACAAAUAUAUCGUCAAAUAAUGAAUUAAAAAUUAAAAUAAAAAAACGUAAAAAUGAACAAUCAUCAGAUAACAAAGAACAUAAAAGAAAAAAAAAAUCUAAAAAUCAACCAAUAUAUAUGCGUCGUAAUAUUCGUACUUUAUUAACAAAUGAUAAAUUACAAGAUGGUACAUUAACAGCACUUAAAGCUGAACAAGAUCGUCUUAAACGUCUUGAAGAAAUAAAACAUUCAUUACAAACAGUUUAUAAUCAUCAACCAACAAAUUAUAAUCAAACAUCAACAUUAACAAAAUCAAAUGAACAAGAAUGUAUUGUUUUAGAUGAUGAUGAUGAUGAUGAUGAUGAUGAUGAUGAUGAUGAUGAUGA
Messenger RNA from Rotaria sordida, 596 nucleotides. The record is from the annotation of a GenBank genome assembly. Lineage: Eukaryota; Metazoa; Rotifera; Eurotatoria; Philodinida; Philodinidae.